Molecule: messenger RNA, 1260 nt
Organism: Venturia canescens
Lineage: Eukaryota; Metazoa; Arthropoda; Insecta; Hymenoptera; Ichneumonidae
Exons: 5
Coding region: 1-1260 (419 amino acids)
Source: RefSeq, a predicted model, not a curated record
AUGGUCUCUUUGAGCAACAUUGUUGAUGAAACACGAAUUGGAUUAGCUUCCAUAUUCAAAGUCCAAUGUCACGUUUGUCAAGGAAAAAUCAGAUUUACUACAGACAAACAACACCAAGUAGAAAAGAAAAACGUGCAAGGAAAAUCGAGCAACCACUAUGAUGUCAAUACCAGAGCAGCAAUGGGAGCUUUGAAUGACGGCAUGGGCAGCACGCAUAUAAAUAAGAUAUUGGCUUCGUUAAAUAUUCCUCCCUUUCAUUUAAAUAGCUAUAAAACGCAUGAAAUAGAGGUAGGCACUGCGGUAGAAGAAAUUGCUCGAGACAGCUGCAUCGCAGCGACUUUCAUGGAGCGAGAACUGUCCAUUCAAAACAUCGACAAGCUAAAAAAUUUGUUGCCUGUCCACCUCAACAUCCAUUUCCUAUUUCCCACUUUAUCAGAAAUAAAUCCGAUUAUUGUCAAUAACAUCCAAGACGAAGAUAUAGUGCGUAUUGCAGCUUCGUUCGACAUGGGAUGGACAACAAGGGGCACUGGACGCAUCAUGAUUGGUGACAAUGAUAGUAGCGCUAUUGCAUCAGUACGUGCGGCUAGUCAGCAUGAAGUUAUAAAACACUCCGAUAAAAAUAAUACCAGUAAAGGCGUCGUCAAUGAACUCUAUAAAAUUAAAAAAAAUCACAAAGAGCUCACAUCAGUCGCGAUCAAAUAUCUUCAACGUUGCUUCAAUUAUUGUGUAGCUCAGAACACAGAUGAUGCUGUAAGAAUGGCUAUAGCAAUAAAAAAUAUUCCAUACCAUUGUUUUAACGAUCAUAAAAAUUGUGGGACAUGGUGUCGCUAUAGUGACGACCCGGAAUCGUAUGCACAUUCCGCAAUAGGACAUGGUUUUCAGAGCGAACAAUUAUUCGAUGCAUUACGAUGUAUAUUUGAUGUACUAGCUUCAAAAACGGACAGAUUUGCAGCAGGAGUGUCGAGUAAUGUUAACGAAAGCCUGAACUCAACAAUUGCUAGUAAAGCACCAAAAUCUCGCCUUUAUGGUACAACAUCUUCGGGUGAUGCUCGACUAGCAUGCGCUAUUAGCCUUGCUAAAAUCAAAAAGGACGAGAAUAGUAAUUUUUCGUUCGUCAACCGCCUGACGACUAUCCUGGCAAAUUCGAAUAAGUGCCGACUGGGUGCUAUAGGCUCUUCGGAACCCAGAUUGACGUGGAUCGAGGAGGUCAUGAGCGGUCAAAAAAUCUGUGAUUUGUCUAUGGACGAUGCGUUCUUAUAA